AUGAGACAUGAUGUUGUUGAAUCUAUGAGACUGUCAGGAUCUCCGAAUUCAAUUAUAAAACUGAGUAUACCAUGGUUAGUCAACCAAAAUGGCUUUGUAACUACUCUGAAAGUCAACCUAAUUAAAUCCAGUCUGAUCCUUGAGCAUUUAUGGCGUAAUAUAUUAACUAACAAUCAGUACGUAAACCUCGAUCUAAAAAUGUACUAUCCGAGAGAAUGGAAUAUGCAACACUUAUGGGAUAUUGGGUUAGACACUCGUGAUACACAAUUAACUGUAUUGUUUGAUUACAAACAUUACUUUAAAGGUCUUAUAGAUGAUUGGUGUCGUGGUUCUCAUCCGGAUUUACUUAGUUUUAUCCCGUGCACUUAUAAAUUUCACAUUAAAUCAAACAAUCUAGAUUUUAUUUUAUUAGCCAAUGAUUACAAUUGGAUAUCAAAAUAUGGUGAAAAUGCUUAUCUUGGAUUUCAUGCGAAAAAGCUUAUGGUUACUUUUGAUCUACCAUUCAUAGACUUUUUACCAACUACAGUACCAAUCAAUUACAAUAUUGAAUGUUCUUCAGUGUCACUUCGAUUAUCCGUACCAGAGUCUAGUACUCUGUAUUAUAUAAUACAAGAAGUUCAUAAUCGUAUGAAAUUUGUUAAUGGUCGUGGUCAAAUUCAAAAAUCUUCACCAUUUCAUUCUAGUACUCAAGAAAUGACAUUUCAUGAAAAAGUUUCUAAAACAAUUAAUUGCCAAUGGUUCGACUGCGGCUGGACACCUCGUUUACUUCUUAGAAUAGCCUACAUUUAUCACCCAUCACCGUGGGUAUCUGAAUAUUGGCGUUUUGUUCCUUCGGAAUACAGACCAGUAGUAUCUUCAGCUAAAUUAUCAUAUCAAAGUGGUCGUAAGCCUAGUGCAUUCAAACGUACAACUGCUUUAAAUUGUCAGAAUGUAGAAACAACGAGUCAAUCAGACUUGGAGGAAAUAGCACUUAGUAAACUCCGACCGGAAGGUAGCCAUACACAAGGUCCUACUGAAAAUGAUAUACUACAGAGUAAAUGUGACAUCUUUGCAUGUUUUGAACCAGAUACAGUUGAUAUACAUUUGCAUGUUCCUUCUGCACAACUACUCUUCUACGGUGCAGUACUACGACAUUUUAUUCAUAUAAAAGAAAAUUACUUUGGAAUUUAUCAGACACCUGUAAGUUUUGAUCGUGAACCUCUUCGACCGGAUGAAAGCUUUUCCCUCACUGAUGAUGAUUUAAUCCGAUUGAAAUCUCAAACUAAUCAUAAUUCCGGGGAUGGUCAUACUGAUCUAAGCAAAAUCGAUAAGCUUCCAGAGAAACGCAUCAUUGAUCCAAGGGAUUUUCGUCCCCUAUCUGUACGAGUAUCACUGGAAUUUCAUAAUAUUCAAGUUCAUUUGCCCAUGCAUUGUUCAUCUGAUGAAUCGCCUUGUCCAACAGCUUUUCUAGAUUGUAUUGGAUUUGAAAUGGACAAACGUUGGCAUGAGACAAAGCUUCAAUUGCUUUUUUCACCAAUUUUAGUAUGCUUCUAUGAUCAAAAUAAGGACUUUCGAUCAAAAUCGGACUCAAAUGUAUCUUCAAGUCGUAUUCAACUUGUCGGUUUACAAUUACGUGGUCAAGGAAUGUUUAGUCAUGUUAAUUUACCCCUUCGUGCAGAAUCAUUGGAAUACGCUUGGUUAUUAGAACUGACGGUUGGUCAACUUACCGGCCAAUUAUCCGCUCCUAAACUAUCAUGCUUAGUACAAUGUUUGAAGGAAUUCAUUUUUUCUGCAGUUGAUUCAGAAAAUCAAUUAAUCUCUUCAAGAGCAUUCGAACUUUGUCAACAUGGUCGUCCACAGCAACUAUGUCCAUUUUGGCAUAAAAUUUGCUCUAACACUUUAUGCCCUAGUGAUAUUCAACUGAAAUAUCGAAUGUUACGUCUCACUAUUGACGGUAUUGAUUUGAGCAUUGUAGAGAGCCGAAACUGUUUAAGCAUCCAAUGUGAUCCGAUUCGUUUGGUUCAUUGUAAUAUGCAUGGUGCUACCUAUUGUGAUGGGAUGUUUGUAUUAAUUCCUGAUAUUAGAUUAAUACAAUUAGUUGCACCGAUGGCUCCUGAAAUCAAAAACCAACUUAAUUUAGACAAUCAAGCUAAAAGUACUAAAAAAGUGGAAAAUUCGGUUUUAUGGUUUGAAGCUGGCUCAUUUUCUCUUGGUCCAGUUCACAUUAAUCUUUCCAGGACACCAGAAAAACGUAAUCAUCUCAAUUGGCAAUUGGAUUUUCUUAAACGUCAUGAUUUAACAACUAAACGUUUAUCAUUUCUUUGGUCAGAUAAUAAUGAUGUUAUCAGUGGGACACUUCGUAAUUCCAGUUUAAAUUCACGCAUACCCGGUUAUACUGCUCCAGAUAUAAUACCCAAUUGUGGAUGCUAUGGUCAAUGUUCAUUUUUUGGACAAAACGAAAGUGGACGAAUUUUGUUUCACGAAUUAUCAUCUGGUGACUUUCGACAACGUGCUAUAUUUCCAUCUAGAGCUGAUUAUAAACCUGAUUUAUUUACACCAUCAGAUAAUACUAAUAAUGAUGAAAAUCAACCAGCUUUUGGUGUUAAUCAACAGAUACCUGCAUCCAAAGUUUUUGACUCCAACUCAAAAAGCUUAGGUUUCGGUGAAAGUCUUUUACUUCCUAACUGUCUGUUACAUGAAUUACAUUCUCCUGAUGACUGUUUGGAGAAAUAUAACGGUUUACUGCUUAUGCGAGAGGAACUUGUUUCAGCUCUUCUUGAGGCCAGUAUUCAGAAAGGUAUGGAUUGGUAUUUACUGCAUUUUUGUGAGGAACACUAUCAAUCUGAUACAGAUUCAACCAGAAGUUCCAAUAGUUUAGGAACGUAUGCAUCUUUUAAUCAGAGUAGUAGUAAUUUGGAACAGCUUAUUGAACAUGAUUCUGAUACUUCUGAUGUCGAUUUAUUUUUGAAAAAUUCCAAAGAUAAUCCAUUAAAAGAUUUACUUACUUGUGAUUCAAUGGAUAAAAUGAGAUAUUCAACGAAUAGAACAAAGACAAAAGAUUCAUGGAUGGAACUCAAUGUAUCUCAACAGACUAAACAUUCAUCUCUAUCUGAUCUUUUAUUAGCGACAGUUAAUGACAAUUUAGAAGGCAAUCGAGCAAAUGAAGUUAAGAAAUUACGUGAAGAAAUAUCAUCAUUGCACUCAACCACAAAUAUUAAAAAUGAAAUAAAAAAGUCAAGUUAUCUACCAUCAAAUUUAUCACUGAAUACUCCUAUUGAACUGCCUCCACAUUCGGGCACUUCAUAUGACAGUUUGUCAAAUAAUAGUUUAAUUCAUCCAAUUCAUAGUAAUAACAACAAUACUGAGACACAGUCACACAUGGAAAAUAUUCGUAUUGGUUCAUCAUCGUCAUCACAUUGUAAGUCACCCCCAACUCCACCACCUCGAAAAUUUAUCAGAGAUCAGCAUUAUAUUAAAGAAAAAAGACGGAAUGAAUCACACAACAUGGAGAUUUCUACUCAUGAAAAAAGCAUAAAUAUCGAAUCUAAAGACUUAGAUGAAAACAGAAAAGAGUUUGAUGAUGCUUUUGAAAAUCUUGUCGAUCUCCGGACUCAAUUAAAUAGACCAAUAAGCGAGAGUGGUCUCCUACGUCCAGCUUACGGUCGACAUUUAAGCUCAUUUAAAUGUGUAGCCGGUUUAACCUGCCCAAUAAGUCUCCGAAAUCGUUGGCAUAUUUAUAAUCUGUUAAGAGUUGAUAAAAAUUCAUGCUCAAGUCAUUCAAAAUCGUCACCUCAUCAGAAUGUAACAGUUUUCGAUCUUCUCCGUCAAUGUCAACCUAAAAUUGCUAUUGCUCCACGUUUUCAGAUUCGGCAUACCGGUUUCUCAUCCCAGUCCAUUACUAUUCGUUCAGACUCAACUCCAUCACAUCCUGCUAUUCCUCCUUCGAAUCCUCCAGAUUUGACACAGAAAGAAUCAAAUUAUAAUGCUGAUUCUGGAACUACUACUGUGAAAUCGAAAGCUAUUGUUUGGCUUAAAGGUCCAAUUAACUUACUUCUUACUCCACUUUUGACGGAAUCACUUGAAAGAUAUAUAAAAAUACUUAUGCCAAUUGCAAGAACUACCUCACCCUCAUCAAUUGUGGAUUCAAUGCACUAUAGGUGCGUAAAAUCGGUGGAGCAUCAAGUCAAACCUUUGCUCAAUUCCACUCAUAAUAUAAUACCAAAAAGUCAAAAUUCUUCUGCUCAAAAAGUAAAACCAAACCAUUCAUCACGUUCUGUUUUUGGUGAUAAGUUAUCAACUAUUGCUGCUCCUGUAGAAGAACGCCAGUCAAUAUUACAUAAUCUUCUUAGUUCACGUUCUGCUCAAGAUGCAAUGCCUAGUAAUGUAUCUCAUCAGACUGUUACUUCUAAAUCUUUCAGAAUUCGAAGGAUAUCGGCAGAUUACGAGUUAAUGUCAAAUAGUCAAGAUACCAUUAAAUUUAAAAAGAAUACUUCAAAUACAUCUAAACCAUUGUGUUUAGUUUCUGAAUUAUCAGAUCAUCAGUUACAAAAUGAUGAUAAUUCUACUUCGCCAUUGAAUAAUUCAUCAAUCAUUUCAAUUUUAUCAAGUAAAGUAGCUUCAUUAUCAGUGGAACGAAUUCAUAUUUCAUUUUUACAACUUUAUGCUGUUGAAGAUUUAGUUCAUUUAGACAGUUUAAAAUCUGGUCUACAUGAUUUAACAUGUGUAUCUUUGAUGACAUUUUGUAUUGAUUCAUUUUCUUUUGAAUUAAUGGCAUCAUAUAAACGACAAUCAUUAAGUGAUAAGUCUGUUAAUGCUCAUUUACCGGAUAAACAUAACAGCAUAUCUACACCUGAUUCAAAUAUUAGUAAUCGACCUGUUGUAGCAUCAUCAACAGCUGACUCAAUUCAUCUCACUGUUAAACCACCAAGUACCAGUAACGUACAGAAUACCACCAAGUUCCAAAAAGAUAAUAUUUCAAUGAAAAAUAUUUCAUCCAGUGUUCAUGAUAUGUUUCAAACUUAUUCUGAUCUAUCAGAACGACACAACAUUAUUUAUAAGGACAACAGUAAUAAUAAAAAUAAUGAUGAAGAAGAAAACAAUUCAUUCCCUGUUAGAAAAAAACAUAAGAGACAACCAUCUGCUCCGCCUGUUCUAUACAAUUCGCCUGACUUAAGUCAUACUUAUGAUACAUUUGCUCAAUCCUCUGAACCAAUCAAUAUUAUGCAAAAAUCAAACGAAUGGCACGAUACUCUUUUGGAUGAUCUGAAAGGUAGUGAAUAUCAAUGUCAAAGAAAAUCAGAACAUGUAGACGAAAAUAGAUCCAUGAAACUGGUUGACAGUCAUAAGGUUAACAAUAUUAAAUCACCUAGUAUGGAAUAUAUUUAUUCGUUGUCGGGUUCGAAGCCCAAUCGAAAAGUUGGUGAUGCCGUCAAUUUAAGUUAUAUGAAGCCACCUGUGAACGAGCCGAAUUUUGUUAUCAGUAAUUCACUGGAUAGUGAACAUUUAGGAAGUGAAUUAGUUUGUCAAGUAACAGUACAAAGAAUUCAUGGACAAUUGCGUCGUCUUACACGUCACAGUCAAUUCAAUGCAGAUGUUUUACUAACAGCAAUACCUUUUGAAUCCUCUAGAGCAUUCUUUCGUUUCAUAUCGGAUCCAUGUAAUUCCAAUCUUAGUUCUACAGGUGAAUCUUCAUGUCCAUCCAAAUAUUUUGAAGAACAAAGUUUCGGUUGGAUUAUGUUUGAGUGUGGCUUACAAGGUUUAGCAUUUUCCUGGGUUCAGCGUAGUGGGUUCCCUGACCCAGUAUCAGUCGAACAGGUUACAAAGACUACAUCUACCGACCAACAACCGAAAUACACUUGUAAUGAGACUGCUCCUUCUGGACAUAAUACUUCUCCUCAAGCUCAGGCUUUUAAUUCGCCGAAUGAUAAAAAAGUGAAUUAUGUCAACGGUUUAUCAUCAAAAUUAGUUGUUAAUACAGUAUGGCUUAAUUUUGCUGCACCGAAGCGUUUACCUAAUAAAAGAAGAAUAGAACUUAUCAGAUCUGAUUGGAAUUUACUGAGCACUGCUGCUCCGACUAUUCGUGCAUGGAUAGAUCCUUGUAAUCGUUUAAUUGAUGUUUGUAAACAGUUUCGAUCAAAUUCAGAACGCCGUCUUUUAUCUGUUAUUUCCUGUCUUAUGACUGAAGUUGUUAAUCCAAGAUCAGAGGUUCUGAAUACAAUGAAUAAUAAUAAUAAACGAUAUUCAUACCCAAUCAGAAAUAAAGUCCAAUUAGUUAUGAAAAAUGAUGAUUUAGGGGGAUAUGCUCUACAUCGUACAGAAACUGCCCAUGUAUUACGCUUUGAUCCUAGUUGUCAGUUAUUAAUUGUCUUGCGGCGUUAUCUACUAACAAUGAGUGAUUAUUAUGGAAUAUCAAGAGCUGACGAACUUUUAGCUGAAAUGCUUAAAGAUUCUGUUGUUCCCGAAAAUGAAUUCCUUCAUCGUGGAAUUCUCUCAUUAACACGAGAAUGGCGUUUCUUAGUUGAUUCUCUUGCCGUAAGUGUAUCAGAUUUGAGAGCUUUACGAGAGUUUGCAACACCUUCAAUUCCUUUGUGCACUAAUUAUGCAGUUGAUGUUCGUCAGAAUAACUUUGAUGAAUCUUCAUUUAUUAUCCGUAAAGCUGGUUCAAUGUUUAGUACUUCUAAUGAUUGUCAGAUUAAAGAUAAUGACUCACUUCAGCAAACUGGAACUGGAAAACCACUUAUAACAAAUCCAAAAACUGGAAAUUAUCUUACAACUCCUAGUCCUGCAGUUACAUCUCGCCUAUUGAAAAUGGUUGUUGGUUCGUUGUCUCCAACAUCUCCUCGUCCUACUAGAGCAGGGUUAACAAAUAUUGAAGAUGGAUUGAAACCAACUGCAAAUAUUAACUCAAAUAUAGGGUUUUGUAGAAAACAAUCAGAUGAUAAUAUUCAUUACUUAACUGAUAAACCUAUCAAUGAUAAUAUACAAGGAUCAAAUCUAAUAAAUGAUGAUAUCUACGAUCAAACAGAUGAAGUGUAUUGGGAUGCAACUGAUCAAUUAAGUGAUUGCAAUAAUGAUACUGGUGAUCCUUUAAUUCAUAAUCCAAUUAUGAAACGUUUUCUUCAAGAUGCCAGAGCAAAUAUCAUGGAACACUCUUUAACGUCUAAAGUUACUUCCUCAAUCCCACAGUCUUCAGCAAAUAUCACUGACUCCAAUCAAAAUAAUACUGUUGAUGCAUCGUUUGCACAUAGAUUAUCUUCCGUAAGUGGUAUAGAUUUACAAGUUUGUGAAAAUGAUCACUUUACAACAGCAGUAUCCACCGAUAACAGUUCUAAAACUUCAUCAAAAAAACCAAUAAAGUGUACAAAAGAAAAACAGAUUUUGAAUACCUCAAACUUUGAUCACUUGUGUACUACAGGUUAUAAAAUUACAACAGCUGAUUUCGAACAAGCCGCUCAUUUGAAUGCUCAAUAUCGUUAUAUGGCUUAUAUACAAAGCCUUUUCUCACCAUUGCUAGAAUCAGUCGGACUAAGCAUCAAGGGUAUUCGUCGCACAACCUUAAUGAAGAAAUUUGAUGGUUUUCUCUCCAUUGAUGGUCUUCUACAAACAUUUCAAAUCGAAAUUGUUUCGUCCGCUCGUAAUCCCAUUUUUCAUUCUUUACCGAAGCAUCCUGCAUCUGAGCAGAUAAAUGAUCCUAACAACCCUCGACCAACUAAUCGCUCAUUUACUCAGCAAACAUGUUUCCAAAGACAAUCAGCGUUUUUAUGUUGUAAUUUUGCAUCACAUUUGAUAUUACGCGAUAUUGUUGACUACAGUGGUACCUCAUUUACGUCUCAUAAACAAAAAACGAAUCAUUUGAGUCAAAUGCAAACCACUACUAAAUGGAUAUCAUUUUACAUAUUGAUUUUAUUCGACAACAUGUCAAUUUAUCCUUGUUACGCCUUAGAUACAUGUAAAUAUAUGUCACGUGAUGAUCAAUCAGUUAAUCCAGUUAUCAUAACACCAACAGUGGUAUGGUCACAGAAACAUGAUUCUAAAGGUUCAUCAGAUGAUACCGAUGGAACAUUUCGAUCGCGCUCUUCCGCUUAUGUCCGUUUUGGUGGUGAAGACUCUAUUGAUAGUGGACGAUCGAAUAAUCUAAGCGAAGCUUCAAAGAGUAAAAAUAAAUAUGAGAGGUUCAGCAACAAUGAAGAACCAUUCCCUUCUUUUACUUUUGAACAUGAUCGUUCUUCUGGGGAGAAUACAUCUAAUUCUAGUACGGAUAAAGAUUUGCUGAUUAUUACUAAUCCAGCUAAUUUACAUGACAUUAUGACUACCACCGCACCGCGAUUUCCACCUAUUCCUACUAGUCGAAUUUCGCAAUCUGAAGAGUCGUCAAUGAAUGCUCCAAGAUCCCCUAGUAAUCUUGGUCCUUCAUGUUGGAGACGAUUAGCGAAUUAUGUUGAGUUAUACUCUACUGUACCUAAGACAAAGACUGUUAUUCGUAAGCCUAUAUUCACUUCGGUACCAAGUGGAGCUAUGCCUACUAUCACAGAAGAAGAUCGUGACCAUAAUGUUAUAUGUACGUCAGAAUCGUGUAAUGUUAAAAGUGAUCAAUCUGGUAGCUAUCAUUGGCCCCCAAGUACUUUCAAUCUAAAUUCACCUACAAUGAAUAAGGGAAUUCUAUUCGGCAGGAAAACUUUCCCCACUGUAACAUAUCGUGUUUUAAAUGAAGAAAUAGAUAGAGAUCAUGAAUUAAUCGGAUCUAAAGAAGUUAACAGUCAAAAUCACAAGUCUUUAUUCACAAAUCCAUGGAAUCCUAGUAUACAAGCAUUUUUAUCUCGCCCUUCUGCUGUUGUCAUUGGCGAUAAAUUUCAGAAUAUUUUCAAAGUUCCAGCAUCUAAUCAUCAAUCAUCAAAAUAUCCUUUUAUUGGUUUGUCUGAUACAUCAUCAAAAAACGAUAAUCAUCUAACUACAACCAAUCAUGGUUUAGAACAAUUUACUUAUCCAUGGGUUUGGGGUGAACGUGUACCACUUGUUGUAUUUGUUACUGCGAAAAUACGUCAAAUGGCUGUCAGUGCUGUGCUCAGUGAACUUAAUUUGAAUGCAGGUGUUAGAAAUGUUCAUGGUUCAUUUACACUUACUAAACAAACACGGGGGCAUGGCAGUUUCUCGGAAAAAUUCUUAACACACAGUUCGAAUUUACACUAUAGUGAUAGUAAUAUUCAAUUAACUGAAAAGUCACCAUCAAAAAUUCAGGAAGUUGUAUGUGUAAAAGCUGGACGUUCGCAUGUCAUGCUAUCAUGUAGUCGAAAUUUACAAUCAGAAAAAAAUGCUUGUGUUAUAAGCCUUGGAAGAAUAAUGGUCACUUUACCACAUCAUCCUGUACGAUUACAUAGUGUCGUACAACGUCAAGCUAAACGUAUCUCUUCUACUGUUUAUGAACUUUUAAGAAAUCCAAAUACUGGUUAUGCACAAAUUCAUUCUUGGCGUUCGUCUGGAUCUCGUAUGACAACAACUCCAACAACAUGUAGUACAACUACUACUGCUACAACAGCAAGUGAUCCAUCAAAUUAUUUCCGAUCAUCAAUAUCAUCAUAUCAACCAUUGACAACAAUGGAACCUGGACAAAUUUUACUGAAUGCAAAGACUCCUAACAAAAUUAAUCCAUCAUCACCACCGUUGUCAUUUAAUCUCUUAGCUGUUUCACAAGGUUUAACUGUUAAUGUAGCAUUGCAUUCUACAUUGAAAGCUGUUUAUCAUAUUGAUCCUGUAUAUGUCACUGGUCAGGUUGGAUCACGUAGCUAUGUGGAUAUCAGUAUAUCAGAUCAUUCACUUAGUCUAAAGUCUAUGCGCCCCCCAGCUAACUUUCCAACAUCAAUCUCAUUACCUUUUCCUCGUAUUUUGGCUUCGAUUGUUCAACGUGUUUCAUCAGGCGGUCGUUAUGCUCGUAGUCAACGAAAAGAGCCUAUGCUCACAUAUGGUUUAGAAGCGGAACAAGGCCUAUACUUGGAUAUUCAAAUACAAAUUGAUACAUUAGAGCAAAAUUUAACUACUGACAUGUUAAACUACAUUAUGGUUGUUGUAAAGUUAUUCAUGAAGGAAAUAAAUGAGGUUAUACAGAAAAUGGCUGGUGAAGAACGACCUCGUCUGCGCAAACCGCUUUCAAGAUUUACAUAUAAUCAGAUGAGUCAAGCAGAAGAUUUUACACAUUCAAGUACAUCCAAUACUCAAAAUAUCCCAACUGGUGAUUGGCUUUUAUCACGUGCUGCACGUGGAAGAGCUAAAUUUACAAUCAAAAUACGAAUGAAAGAAAUUCAACUACCAUCAAAUUUAAAUAUUCGUCCUAAUACUACAUCUAGUUAUUUCUUUGAAUCUGGAAGGAAGUCUUCGAUAGGAUUAAAUAGUAGUCAUAAUUCUCUUUUCAUAUAUGCUACUAUAGCCAAUAUUGGUUUAGAUCUAGGCUAUUUUGAUCAGGAUACAUUCCAUGCACUUAGUCCUGAUUUCCAAAAUGUUGCGUUUUUCCGUACGUCAAUCGCUUUACGUUCUUUACUAGCCGAUGAAAAAUUUUCACCAGAUCAAAGUGUAGAAUUGUCUACUUCUAACAGUAGAAGUCAUGGUGAACAAGAUGCGUUUCUUAUUUCUUUAAAUCGACCCAUUGUUUGGCUUAAACCUUUCACACUUGAUCGUGGUAUAAUGAUGUGGAUGGUGUACAAAGAUGAAUUUGCUAAAUGGAAUGAACACAUAGAACAUUUAGCAUCUAUGAUGCCUCCUGAAGACGUCACAGAAUCAAUUCCAGUUCGUUCAAAUUUUAUUCAUAGUGUACAUUAUCCUACUGGAUAUUCACCAAAAGAUCAUUCUCAAUAUAUAUCCAUAUCUUCUGCUCCACCACAUUCAUCUGUUCAUCCAUCUGCAACAAGUGUGAAUGAAAUACCGGAUGUCUCAAUCGAAGCUAAUCUGUCGAAUAAUAAUACUAACAAUAAUAAUAAAACAUCGUCAACCUUAUUCCUUCAACUUAGCAUUGAAGAUCUUGGUGUUUGUUUGCCUAUUCAUAUGGUCAAGUUACCGUCACAAAGUUUGAAGUCGGAUUCACGAACUGCCUUAGUUUUAACAUUGGAUAAAAGUCGUAUUUCUGCAUGUUAUCAAGAUUCUCUUGUUAGCCAAGGAGAAUUUACUGAUUUCUGUUUACGUUUCGACGAUGAAUUUAAUGUUGGUUCAGAUGAUUGGAAACCAGACAAAAAACGAUCAACAAUCGAUGUGAAAGGAAAACGUUACGUUGUCAUAUUGAAUGCGUGUGUUGUUCCUAGUGGAACAUUUAAUGUGUGCUGGAGAGAUCUAGAAAAACGUGGGCAGUGGCAUAUAGCCAUUAACUGGCAGAUGCGUGGUCUAGAUUUUCACCUGGAUGAUAAUAUUGGUCGACGUUUAAAGGCGUUGUUUACCAUCCUUACAAGAAUGACGGGUUAUAAUGACGCAGCGCCCUUAUUACCAACCUCUGGUGAAGAAGAAGAAGAGGGAGAUGAAGAACGUCAGUCACGUGACAUGGUAAAUGCACAUGAAAACCAGUGA
This is a messenger RNA of Schistosoma mattheei, 11520 nucleotides long. The record is from the annotation of a GenBank genome assembly. NCBI's taxonomy places the organism in Eukaryota, Metazoa, Platyhelminthes, Trematoda, Strigeidida, Schistosomatidae.